Solanum stenotomum is the source of this 876-nucleotide messenger RNA. RefSeq lists its product as uncharacterized. The record is from RefSeq and is a predicted model, not a curated record. NCBI's taxonomy places the organism in Eukaryota, Viridiplantae, Streptophyta, Magnoliopsida, Solanales, Solanaceae. The transcript is spliced from 4 exons. The coding region runs from base 1 to 876 and encodes 291 amino acids.
AUGGUGACAAAGAAAAGGGCCGUGAGCUUCAAAGAUGAUGAUAGAUUGCAACAUUGUAGUGCUAUAUCUACAAUGUCCCUUGUGCAGACGAAGGCGGAUCCUAAUGCCUUCACUAUUCCAUGUACCAUCGGGUUGUUGCAUUUAGCUAAGGCGUUGUGUUAUCUUGGUGCUAGCAUUAAUCUGAUGCUAUUGUUUAUUUACCAGAGGUUGGGUCUGGGAGAUCCAAAACCAACUGCGAUGCGGUUGCUCAUGGCCAAUAGAAUUGUGAAGAGGCCCAUUUGUGUGCUCCACGAUUUACUAAUGAAAGUGGAGUUGUUCAUCUUUCCGGCCACGAAGCAGAGUAGUGAGAUCCAAUCGGUAUCUGCAAUAACAUAUAGAGUUGAGAAUGGGUCUGAAGUGCAGAUUGAAGAGAGAUUGGGUGUUGAAGCACUAGCAGCGGUUAUGAUGAACUUUGAGAGUGAUGAUAUUGAAGAAUAUGAUGAGUUAGACGCCACAGUUGAUAGGUGUGAAUAUCGUUCGAAACCGAAGAAGUUGGAGUUAGACAUGAAAAAUCGUGAGUCCCCACCCGCAAGACCAUCUGUUGAGGAGGCACCGAAAUUGGAGCUUAAGGCUCUACCAUUACAUUUGAGUUAUGUAUUUUUGGGAAGAGAGGAUACUUUACCGAUCAUCAUUGCGGCAGAUUUGAAUGGGCGACAAGUUGAGGCAUUGUGUGUGCCCAAGAAAGGUGGGAUUACUGUGGUUCCUAAUGAGAGAAACGUGCUUGUUCCGAUGCGGCCCGUGACUGGAUGGAGAAUUGCGCUUGUUUCCGGGCAAACUCACAUCCAAAUGGACCGGGCCAUUUUUGCUCAGAAAAGUGCUCUCCCAUGGAGGGGUUGA